Olea europaea var. sylvestris is the source of this 1917-nucleotide messenger RNA. RefSeq names its product proline transporter 1-like. The transcript is spliced from 7 exons. Gene Ontology annotation, cellular component: plasma membrane. The coding region runs from base 256 to 1392 and encodes 378 amino acids. The record is from RefSeq and is a predicted model, not a curated record. NCBI's taxonomy places the organism in Eukaryota, Viridiplantae, Streptophyta, Magnoliopsida, Lamiales, Oleaceae.
CUCAAAACGCACAAUUUCGAAUCCUUCGUGUCAAUUUACAGACCGUUUGAUCAAACAACUUCGAAAAACAACGAUUAGAAAAUGAUCAAAUUCAUUGCCACCCAAGAGUAAAAUAUUAGGCCCGUGGAUGCCAAUUAUUGACACGCAACCAAUCAAAUUAAUCAAUCCCAACAUAUAGGAGUAUUUAUGGUGGUUCCGACAAUCUUUCCGAGAUUCUAUGAAAAUUCUACAUUGGGGUGGAUUGAUGGUUAAUAAAUGCAGCCAUCAAAUAGAGAGAAAGAAGCAGUGCUGGCUUGGGGAAGCGUGAUAUUUGAGGAAGAGCGGGUGUUGCUCUUCGGAGGCGUAGAAGAAGUGGCUGUGGAGGUGAAGAUGAACGACCAAGGAACUAACGACUUCGUUGGAGGGUCUGGGACGCAUAGGAAUGUCCACUCCGAUGAUCAUUUGGCCGUUGAAGUUCCUGACACAGCCCAUCAAAUCAGCAGCGAUUCCUGGUUUCAAGUGGGAUUUAUUCUGACCACCGGUAUCAACAGUGCUUAUGUGCUGGGAUACUCUGGUACUGUCAUGGUACCGUUGGGUUGGAUAGGAGGCGUUGUUGGUUUGAUUUUAGCAACAGCCAUAUCUCUAUAUGCAAAUUCUCUCGUGGCCAAGCUUCACGAAUUUGGAGGAAAGAGGCAUAUCAGAUACAGAGAUCUUGCAGGAUUUAUAUACGGCGGCAAAGCUUAUUCUCUUACAUGGGGACUGCAAUAUGUGAAUCUCUUCAUGAUUAAUGUUGGAUAUAUAAUUUUAGCUGGUCAGGCUCUUAAGGCCAUUUAUGUUCUCUUCAGAGAUGAUAAUGAAAUGAAGCUCCCUUACUUUAUUGCAAUAGCUGGGGUUGCUUGUGCCCUUUUUGCCAUUGCUAUACCCCAUUUGUCAGCUCUAGGGAUUUGGCUUGGAUUUUCAACAUUCUUCAGCCUAGUGUAUAUUGUUGUAGGAUUUGCACUAGCUCUUAAAGAUGGGAUUGAAGCUCCUUCCAGAGACUACAACAUUCCAGGAUCAACAACCAGCAAGAUUUUUACAACCAUAGGUGCAUCUGCAAACCUUGUUUUUGCUUUCAAUACUGGAAUGCUACCGGAGAUACAGGCAACAGUGCGAAAACCUGUAGUUGAGAACAUGAUGAAAGCGCUUUAUUUUCAGUUCACAUUGGGGGUUCUGCCCAUGUAUGCUGUAACUUUCAUGGGAUAUUGGGCUUAUGGAGUCAACACAUCAUCCUAUUUGCUGAACAGUGUCAAUGGUCCUGUCUGGGUGAAGGCUUUGGCUAAUAUUUCAGCUUUCCUGCAGACAAUUAUUGCUUUGCAUUUAUCAUCUUUCUAUCAAAUCUUAGUGGAGGCAGUUGACUCCAUUGCCUCCCUUUAAAUCCGCCAGUGUUUUGUAUGCAGCACUGAACAGGAUUUGAGAGUACAUUAUUGAAGAUUUUAUCUUAUUUUCUUCUUCAAUAUAGUUGAAUUACUGAACAUUUCUUUAUUGCACUAAUUGAAGAAGCGUCUUCUGUUAUAGAUAUUUGCAAGCCCGAUGUACGAGUAUUUGGACACCAAGUACGGAAUCAAAGGAAACGCUUUGGCUCUCCGCAACUUGUCAUUCCGAGUUGUAGUGAGGGGCGGUUACCUCGCCAUCACAACAUUUGUCUCUGCUUUGCUACCGUUUUUAGGAGAUUUCAUGAGCCUCACUGGUGCUAUAAGCACAUUCCCACUUACAUUCAUUCUUGCGAACCACAUGUACAUUGUUGCUAAGAGAAACAAAUUGACUUCCAUACAGAAGAGUUGGCACUGGCUUAAUGUCUGCUUCUUUGGUUGCAUGUCUGUAGCAGCAGCAAUUGCUGCAUUGAGGCUCAUUGCUGUAGAUUCAAAAACUUACCAUGUUUUUGCCGAUUUAUAAUAUUCU